This is a messenger RNA of Closterium sp. NIES-67, 1631 nucleotides long. The record is from the annotation of a GenBank genome assembly. Lineage: Eukaryota; Viridiplantae; Streptophyta; Zygnematophyceae; Desmidiales; Closteriaceae.
CCUGGAAUCCGUUGGGCAUAUUCCGCAAGCACGCUCCGCUCUGAUAGCUGAAGUUGCUGUUCGAGUUAGCCGUUGCUGCCUAGGGAUCGCUGCAGCGACCAGUUCGUUGCAAACCGACUCUUCGGAAAGCGGGAGCGAAGCGAACACAGCAAGUUAUUGGGCCCUGAAUUGAUGCAAGCACAAUGCUAGAGUAGGAUCGCUGGCGUGGAUUAGGAGCGCAUCACGAAGUAACCACCAUGCCUUGGGAUUGUCGCAUGGUCGCGACUCCACGCGUGCACUCCGAUUGAGUGUGAGAGCGAGACAGGCGCCGGCGGGGACAGGAACAGAACAGACGGGGCAAGGGCAGGAGCCGACCUCGACGAGCUGCUUGCAUGUGUGCGCUGGGGAAGUCGAGUUGGCGAGCACACCGUAUCGGAGUCGACUGUAGCGAGGCGUCGUCUAGAAGCGACCAUCACAGGCCGCCAUGAAUCACACGGGCAUCCUCGCCGCGCUCUUCUACGGGUUGAUGUCGGUGGCGUCGGUGUUCAUCAACAAGGCGCUGUUCCACGUGUACCGCUUCAAGUUCCCCUACACGCUCGUCUUCUUCCAGACGCUCUUCACGCUCGCGCUGCUCGCCGCCAUGCGCCAGCUGCGCCUCAUCCGCGUCACGCCCUUCCACCUGCACGUGCUCCGCCGCGUGUCGCUGCUGUCGUUCGCGUUCCUGCUGAAGCUGCUGCUGGACAUGGCGGCGCUGUCGCGUGUCAACAUCCCCAUGUACGGCGUGCUCAAGUCCGCCACCACGCCCUUCGUGCUGCUGCUCGACUUCCUGCUGCGCGCCAAGCGCGCCUCCCCGCGCAUCCAGCUCGCCGUCUACACCACGGCCCUGGGCGGCGUCGUGGCGGGCACGGGCGACCUGACGUUCGACCUGCCGGGGUACGUGCUGGCGCUGUCGUCGGCGCUGGCCACCGCUGCCUACGUGGUGAUCGUGGGGAAGCUGGGCGAGGAGCUGGCGCUGGACUCGUUCACGCUGCUGCUCUACAACAACUGCUGGUCGCUGCCCUUCGCCCUGCUGCUCGUCGCCGCCAACGGCGAGCUGCCCGCCGUGCAGCGCGUGCUGCAGUCGCGCGACGCCGUCUUCCUGCUGUGCUUCGUGCUGUCCUGUGCGUCCGCCUUCAUCCUCAACCUCGCCACGUACCUCUGCACUCUCGUCAACGACAGCCUCACCACCAGCAUUGUUGGUCGCACCAAGUCCAUCCUGCAAGGCUUCGGAGGGCUCUUCGCAUUCGGAGAUGUGCUGGUUAGCCCCACCAAUCUUGUCGGCUUGAUAGUGAAUUCAGGAGGAGUGGGGUGGUAUGCGUAUGAGAAGUAUGUGGAGGCGAGGGCAAAGCAGAAAGGGGCGUACUCCCUACUGGCAGAGCGCCACCACCACGAUGCUGACAGCAGAACAACCAUCGCUAGAGAUGGCUCACAGGUUACCAUUGUUUUUUAUGAUCUUAAAAAGGACGACUUACCUCUGACAUUGAAUGGAGACACUAAGUCUCAAGAAACCUAGUUGUAGUGGGGCUGUCUGCAUCCUUUUUUACACACAAGAGAUGUAUUUAUGAUGCCCCGGUAUUUAUAUCGUUCAUACCAACGUAGCAUGUCCAGGUUGA